UGCGGAGAUCGACUAGGUUCUUCCUAGAACACCAUCACGUACGGUUUGAAAUCGGUCGCAAUUCAUAUUCUCACAUUUCAUUUACUAGUCGACACCUAGGUACUUAACUAGCUAUUAUCUAAUCUUGUCAUUCGGGUCGAAAAUGGCAUUGCUUCAAAUCAUAUCGGCUAUGGCUAUGGCUAUAGCUGCCCCCCUUUUCCUCGGCCAACCCCUGUUCACCCUUCCCGUCGCCGCACAAGCUCAAUGGUCGCGAGUACACGAAAUACCAGGCUUUGGCUUAGGUACAUGGCGUUCAAAUGGAGAUCAAGCUGCGCAUGCCGUCGAAUACGCCCUUAGUUUAGGGUAUGACCACAUCGACGCCGCACAUAUAUAUCGGAAUGAGGACGAGACUGGGAAAGGGAUUGCCGACGCAAAUGUUGACAGGAGAUACAUUUGGGUAACGAGCAAGCUGUGGAAUACGGACCACCAACCCGACAGAGUUGAACCCGCCAUCAGGCAGUCGCUUUCAGAUCUUGGAUUGGAUUACCUGGAUCUCUACCUUAUGCACUGGCCUGUCGCAUUUGUUCCUGGUGAUGGCACUGAACUUGACAGGGAGACGUCGAUCGUCGAUACCUGGCGAGCCAUGGAGGACCUGGUACGCGCCAACCUCACACGGUUUAUCGGUAUCUCCAACUUUUCUAGAAGGAACCUCAAUGUGAUCUUGGAUAUUUGCGAUAUAUGCCCGUACGCACAUGAGUUCGAGCUGCACCCGUAUCUGCAGCAGAACGAUUUCGUCAACUUCCACAAGGAAGUCGGUAUCAAAGUCAUCGCCUACUCGCCUCUCGGGAACACCAAUCCGAUAUACAACGGCCGCCACGGAAACCUGCCGCCCCUUCUAGAAGACCCAUUCUGGAAGAAGUUAGCUGACGUCAAGGGCGCAUCCGUAGCACAAACCGUUCUUGCCUGGGGAAUGCGACGAGGCACCGUUGUGAUCCCCAAAAGCGUGCACGAGAACCACAUAUACCAGAACAUGUUCUCUCUAGAAAUCAACUUCAACGUCCUCGAAAUGUACAAUAUCAGCCAGCAGGAUAAAAGGGCUAGGAUGAAUAACCCGAGCGAGAGCUGGGGCGUGGAGCUUUUUGCGGAUUUGGAUGAUCAUACGAGUCUGGAUGGUAAUAAGGGCCAGGAAUUAUGAGUACUGCCUAGAGAGUACCUGAAAGGAUUGAAUGUUGCAAGGAAGAUUUUAACGUGUACCUUAGUAGGUACCUAGGUACCUAAGGAAACUUUAUUAUUCUCCAAUUAAGGCG
Annulohypoxylon maeteangense is the source of this 1286-nucleotide messenger RNA. Its product is annotated as Aldo/keto reductase. The transcript has 3 exons. Lineage: Eukaryota; Fungi; Ascomycota; Sordariomycetes; Xylariales; Hypoxylaceae. The record is from RefSeq and is a predicted model, not a curated record. Gene Ontology annotation, cellular component: cytosol. Gene Ontology annotation, molecular function: aldose reductase (NADPH) activity. Bases 143 to 1174 code for a protein of 343 amino acids.